CCCGCAACACCAAGUCUCAGACGCGUCCCCCAUCACCCAGAUGACCCAGUACGACUGCGACCUCUCCAACCGCAAGGUCGUCACCUGCAUCCCCAUUGACCGCUUCUUCAGAGUGUAAGCCCCCUAUCUGUUUCCUCUUUGUUCCUGUCUGUGAAAGUAUCUUCGUAGCUGACACUUCGUUUCUCUUAGUGCGCGUGGCGGAGGUAUCGUUGAGAUUGGCGCUUCCGAGGCAGCAGGCCUACGAGCUCAAGGACUCCUUCCUUUGUCCUGAGUGCAUCGUGUCUGUGCGGAAAUGUGACUGUUGCUUCUUCCCUUGAUGUCAUCUACAGCGACGGAAACAAGAGACAUCAAUCAAUACCUGGCCGACCUGCUCUUUCGGGGCCUAUGCACAGAUGGGAGUUACCGGGCUCUGGACAGUCCUCGAGCCCGGCGCGCGGCCAGUCAGACUGGAGUCCCUCGCCAAGAAGCGCCUCGCCAUUGAUGCAAGCAUCUGGAUCUACCAGUUCCUCAAAGCCGUUCGCGAUAAGGAAGGCAAUGUCUUGCGCAAUGCACACAUCGUAGGCUUCUUCAGACGUAUCUGUAAGCUUCUCUUUCAUGGCAUCAAGCCUGUCUUUGUCUUUGAUGGCGUAGCCCCCUUGCUCAAGAAACAAACCUUGCGUGCGCGAAAGCAAUUCAGGGACGGCGGACGUGUCGAUGUCGUCAAGACGGCAGGCAAGAUCCUUGCUGUGCAGAUGCGGAAACGCGCAGCUGAACAGAUUGAGCGUGACAAGCUCGCGCAGCAGCAUCGCGACGAUGAUGAAGAGGCUGUUCCAGAGAAUCCAACGUACUUUGAUGAAGUGGCGCUCAAGCCAGCAGAGCAAGCGGCUCGCAAAUUUAAGCGUACGGAUCAGUAUCACCUACCAGAGCUAGCAAACUCGCUUGAUCGCGCUGGGAGUCUUAAUGACCCGCGUCUCAUGACGCCAGAGGAGCUCGCACAGUACGCCAAGGACUUUGACAAUCAGGAUUUGGGUGUUUCUGACUUUUCACACAUCGACUAUGAUGCUGAAUGGUUCAAGUCGCUGCCGCAAGCAGAUCAAUACAGUAUCUUGAAUGCCGCACGACUCCGCUCAAGGCUGCGUAUGGGCCUCAGCACGGAGCAGCUCACAGACAUGUUUCCAGACAGAAUGGCCUUUUCCCGCUUCCAAAUUGAGCGUGUCAAGGAACGAAGCGAUCUCACAAAUCGGCUCAUGAAUUUGAAUGGUAUGAAUGAGUCUGGUCCGCAGCGCAUUGCCUCUGAGCGUGGACGCGAGUAUGUUUUGGUCAAAAAUGACGACGUCAAUGGGGGCUGGUCUCUGGGAGUUGUCAAUACUGCUGAACAACCCAUCAUCAUCGACAAGGAAGAAAAGGUGGAGAGCGAUGUCGAUGAUGAUGACGAUUUUGAAGAUGUACCCAUUGAGCGGAUAGAGGGCGAUGAGGUUGCGUCAAGCGAGCGACAGAUGACUGAAGCAGAGAUGAUCAAGUGGGCCAUUGAAGAAUCAAGAAAGGCGCAAUUGAGCACGACGCGACCUGACCCAAGCUUUCGCCCAUCGGCAUCAAAGAAGAUAUCAAGUGCAAAAGGUGUUCCGACACCGCUUUUCAGGGAGGAUACAGACGAGCAGCAAGCUGUUCGCAAGUUGUCUUUUAAAGCGAAGGAUGACGAAGAAGCAGACCUCAGGCGGGCGAUACAAUUGUCAUUGCGCAAGGACGAAGAUCGACUCGAGCAGGCGAAGCAAUCUCAGCAAGGUGGCUUCUUGAUUGAAAGCGAAGACGAGGAUGUUGCGAUGCCCACGUCAAAAGUGGCACUGUCUGGCGAUCCAGCGGCUUCGAGUGAUGCACGAGCAGCCCCUGUACACGCUGGCUUCGUCAUUGAGAGCGACGAUGAAGAGAUACAAGUACCUGAUCAUCCUACAACAACGCAAGAUGUCAAGUCGCCCAGGAAGGAAGAUGCGCCUCCGAAUUCCCUAGGACGCACGGCCAAUCAACGCCGGAGCACUAGGCCACAGCCUGUUGAGAAGCUAUCACCCAUUCCGGUGCCCACAAAAGAGACUUCCCCACCACCUUGGUUUGAAAUUGCUGCUGUACCGCCUGUGCCCUUUCGACCGGCGCCUAGACCCAAGACACCCUCGCCUGAGCCUGUUCAACCAACCACUAUUAUACGCGACGAAAGCACCAUUGACUUGACUGAUGAUGUCAAGGCUCCUGCGUCCAUCACGGACAUACAAGACUCACCUAUGUCCGUUGUUGAGGACGAAGUGCCAGAGGUUGCGGAUCAUCAACAGUCACAGGUGCAAGCUGGAAGUCCUGAUUGGAGCGAUUUGGAGGAAGAGGAACAAGCGGAUGAGGUGCCUGAGCCUGAUGCUCCCAUCACGCUGGAUCGACACAGCUCGCAGCUAGACGAGGCCGACAUGGCGCGUCUCGCUGAGGAAGACGCCAUGGAGGAGCAAAUGGCACGCGAGGAAAACGAGUACGCGCGCUUCUCUGCCGAGCUGAGUAGUAAAGCGGCAGCGUACACGCAAGAAGAGUACGAAGAUGACUUGAAACGGUUGAAGGGGGAGCAACGGAGGAACCUGCGUGAUGCAGAUGAAGUGACGCAAGUCAUGGUACAAGAGUGUCAAGCGCUCUUGGCGCAUUUCGGAAUCCCCUACAUGACUGCGCCGACGGAAGCUGAAGCGCAGUGUGCUACGCUCUUGCAACUUGAUCUUGUGGAUGGCAUUGUGACGGAUGAUUCGGAUGUCUUCUUAUUUGGUGGGACGCGUGUCUACAAGAACAUGUUCAAUGAUGCCAAGACGGUCGAGUGCUUCAUUCUGCAAGAUUUGGAGCGUGAGUUUAGGCUGGAUCGACAGCAGCUCAUCAAUUUGGCGUACCUCCUCGGCAGCGACUACACAGAAGGCAUCAAGAAGGUAGGUCCUGUCACUGCCGUUGAGCUGCUGGCAGAAUUCCGCACAUCCGAGGAGAGUGAUGCUACAGAGGAUGCUUGCUUGACUGCCUUUUCAGAGUGGGUGGAUCGCGUGCAAGCUGGUCGAGAGUCAGCAGACGAUCUCGCUUCGCCUUUUCGUCGCAAGUUCCGCAAGACUGCCGAGAAGCUCGUCUUGCCGGACGCUUUCCCUAAUCCAAUGGUGCGUCAAGCGUACCUACAACCUGAAGUGGAUGCGGAUACCACUGCGUUUGUGUGGGGUCAGCCGGAUGUCGAUACCUUGCGACGCUUUCUAAUGCGACAAAUUGGAUGGUCGGCUGAGCGAACGGAUGAGAUCCUCUUGCCAGUCAUCAAGGAUAUGAAUCGAAAGUUGCUGGAAGGGACACAACGCAACUUGACGGAUUUCUUUGGUGGUGUUGUUGGUAGUGGUACCAUGUCUGCUAUUGAGCCUGGACGUCGGAAACAUGGCAAGACGGCGAGUAGCCGUAUGUCUCGUGGGUUAUCGGCAUUGAAACGUGCAGCGACGGGGGAAGCGCAUGGUGAAGGCGCUGCUGGCACAAGACAGGCAACAGCGUCAGGAGGAACGAGGAAGCGUGCAGCGAAAGACGCAUCGGAGGCCCCUGUGCGGAAGCGCAAGCAGGUCGAGACUCUCCCGACGCAUGUUGAGGAGUUGAGUAGUGAUGAUUCAGGGGAUGAUGAAUGACACACACCCCUGCAUAUAGCAUGUGGUAUGACAGAUAAACGAAUGAUUGUACAACCUCGU
Messenger RNA from Protomyces lactucae-debilis, 3695 nucleotides. RefSeq lists its product as uncharacterized. Gene Ontology annotation, molecular function: single-stranded DNA binding; DNA endonuclease activity. NCBI's taxonomy places the organism in Eukaryota, Fungi, Ascomycota, Taphrinomycetes, Taphrinales, Protomycetaceae. The record is from RefSeq and is a predicted model, not a curated record. Gene Ontology annotation, biological process: nucleotide-excision repair. Gene Ontology annotation, cellular component: nucleus. The transcript has a single exon. Bases 393 to 3635 code for a protein of 1080 amino acids.